Piliocolobus tephrosceles (Ugandan red Colobus) is the source of this 1575-nucleotide messenger RNA. RefSeq names its product cytochrome P450 4F3-like. The coding region runs from base 1 to 1575 and encodes 524 amino acids. NCBI's taxonomy places the organism in Eukaryota, Metazoa, Chordata, Mammalia, Primates, Cercopithecidae. The transcript is spliced from 12 exons. Gene Ontology annotation, molecular function: heme binding; monooxygenase activity; iron ion binding. The record is from RefSeq and is a predicted model, not a curated record.
AUGGUGACGCUGAGCCUGUCCUGGCUGGGCCUCGGGCCGGUGGCAGCGUCCCCGUGGCUGCUCCUACUGCUGGUCGGGACCUCCUGGCUCCUGGCCCGCGUCCUGGCCUGGACCUACGCCUUCUAUGAGAACUGCUGCCGCCUCCGGUGUUUCCGGCAGCCCCCCAAACGGAACUGGUUUUGGGGUCACCUGGGCAUGAUGCAGGGCGAUGAGGAGAACAUGAGGCUGAUAGAGGAUCUGGGCCACCACUUCCAUAAUGUCCAACUCUGGUGGCUUGGGCCUUUCCACCCUGUCCUGCAUCUCAUCCACCCAACGUUUGCUGCCCCUGUGCUCCAGGCUUCAGUUGCUGUUGCUCCCAAGGAUAUGAGUGCCUAUGGCCCCCUGAAGCUCUGGCUGGGGGACGGGCUCCUGAUUAGCGCCGGUGACAAGUGGAGAUGGCACCGCCACCUGCUGACACCCGCCUUCCACUUCAAAAUCCUGAAGCCCUAUGUGAAGAUUUUCAAUGAAAGCACGAACAUCAUGCACGCCAAAUGGCAACGCCUGGCCUUGGAGGGCAGUGCCCGUCUGAACAUGUUUGAGCACAUUAGCCUGAUGACCUUGGACAGUCUGCAGAAAUGCGUCUUCAGCUUUGACAGCCAUUGUCAGGAGAAGCCCAGCGAAUAUGUUGAUGCCAUCUUGGAGCUCAGUGCCCUCAUCAUGAAACGGACCCAGCACAUGUUCCUGCAAGCGGACUUCUUGUACUUCCUCACUCCCAAUGGGCGACGCUUCCGCAGGGCCUGUGACAUAGUGCACGACUUCACAGAUGCUGUCAUCCAGGAACGGCGCCGCACCCUCACUAGCCAGGGUGUUGAUGACUUUCUGCAGGCCAAGGUCAAGUCCAGGACGUUGGACUUCAUUGAUGUGCUUUUGCUGGCCAAGGAUGAAAAUGGAAAGGAGUUGUCAGAUGAGGACAUAAGAGCAGAGGCUGACACCUUCAUGUUUGGGGGCCAUGACACCACGGCCAGUGGUCUCUCCUGGGUCCUGUGCAGCCUCGCGAGGCACCCGGAAUGUCAGGAGCGCUGCCGACGGGAGGUGCAAGAGCUCCUGAAGAACCGUGAUCCUAAAGAGAUUGAAUGGGAUGACCUGGCGCAGUUGCCCUUCCUGACCAUGUGCCUGAAGGAGAGCCUGCGGCUGCAUUCCCCAGUCUCCAGGAUCCACCGUUGCUGCACCCAGGACGUGGUACUCCCGGAUGGCCGGGUCAUCCCCAAAGGAAACUCUUGCACCAUCAGCAUCUUUGGGAUCCAUCACAACCCUUCAGUCUGGCCGGACCCUGAGGUCUAUGACCCCUUUCGCUUCGACCCAGAAAAUCUCCAGAAGAGAUCACCUCUGGCUUUUAUUCCCUUCUCGGCAGGGCCCAGGAACUGCAUAGGCCAGACAUUCGCCAUGGCUGAGAUGAAGGUGGUCCUGGCGCUCACGCUGCUGCGCUUCCGCGUCCUGCCUGACCUCGCGGAGCCCCGCAGGAAGUCGGAGUUGAUCCUGCGCGCGGAGGACGGACUUUGGCUACGGAUGGAGCCCCUGAGCGCGAACCCGCAGUGA